Molecule: messenger RNA, 240 nt
Organism: Drosophila subpulchrella
Lineage: Eukaryota; Metazoa; Arthropoda; Insecta; Diptera; Drosophilidae
Exons: 3
Coding region: 1-240 (79 amino acids)
Source: RefSeq, a predicted model, not a curated record
AUGGUUGAAGAGAGAGAUGACCCACGCCCCCACCGCCGCCCCCCGCCCACUCAUUCCACUAAUUGCUUCCACUACGGAAAACGGAAAACACAAUGCCGGCGCUUUAUCACGCUUAUCAGCAAACGACGUAAGCGCAACGUAAUGACUAUUUUCGACUUUUUGACUUUCGAUGGCGAUGGCGUAAUUGUUUUGAUAGUGCAAACAAUGAGCGCUUUUCCAUUUUUAGCCCGACGACAUUGA